Molecule: messenger RNA, 1948 nt
Organism: Tachyglossus aculeatus (Australian echidna)
Lineage: Eukaryota; Metazoa; Chordata; Mammalia; Monotremata; Tachyglossidae
Gene: FBXW9
Product: F-box and WD repeat domain containing 9
Exons: 10
Coding region: 76-1440 (454 amino acids)
Cellular component (GO): preribosome, large subunit precursor
Molecular function (GO): protein binding
Source: RefSeq, a predicted model, not a curated record
GAGGAAGCCGAAGCUCCGCCGCCCUGUCCCCGCUCCGGGCUGGGGAGCCGGGGGUCCCUCUCGGCUCCCGCCGGCAUGGAGGACAACGACUCGGACCCCGAGAUCCCCGUGGAUCCCGACGCCCAGGCCCGGGAGUACAUCGCCCGGGUGCUGGGCCCCGCGGGCGGCCCCUCGUCCGGCCCGCGGCCCGCGAAGCCCCGGGACGGCUUCCCCGGCGGGGCCCGGCCCCCGCCCGGCGACCUGCGGCCGGACCUCAAAAAAUCUCCGGUGGGCGAGGCCGCCCUGGCCGGCUCGGGCCUCCUGGGCCUCCCGCUGGAGCUGAUCCUGGAGAUUUUCUCCUACCUGGACGCCCGGCUGGUGCUGGACGUGCUGGCCCGGGUGUGCCGGACUCUGCGGGACAUCGUGCGGGACCAGAUCACCUGGCGUAUCCGGGUGCAGAAGCGCGUGGGCGGCGCCUACCCCGUGGUGGAAGAGGAGGACUUUGCCUGGCCCACCGCUUGCAUCCAACUGGAGGAGCACUUGGCGCACUGGGCAGAUGACGGGCAGCGUGCUGAACACUUCUGCCUGGCCGAGGGGCACUUUGCAUCUGUUGACUCCAUACUCCUCUUGCAGGGUGGGGAACUCUGCCUGUCAGGUUCCCGCGACCGCAAUGUCAACCUGUGGGACCUGAGGCAACUGGGCAGGGAGCCAGACCAGGUGUUGGUCAAAGCCUUGGGCACCCAGCGCAAUGGGACGCACAAGGGUUGGGUCUGGUCGCUCGACUCCCAAGAUAACCGGGUAUGUUCCGGCUCCUGGGACAGCACGGUGAAGUUGUGGGACAUGGAGGCCGGUGGGCAGCAGUUUGGGGAGAUCAGUGGAAAGGCCGCAGUGCUGUGUGUCUCCUACCAGCCUGACGUUCUGGUCACCGGCACCUAUGACAAGAAAGUGACCAUGUAUGACCCCCGAGCUGGCCAUGCCCUGUUGAAGAGCCGAAAGCUCCACUCGAGUGCAGUGCUGGCCUUGCUGGCCGACGACCGGCACAUCAUCUCGGGAAGCGAGGACCGAACCUUGGUGGUGUUUGACCGCCGUACCAACAGCGUCUUGCAGCGGCUGCAGCUAGAGUCCUAUCUACUGUGUAUGUCCUACCAAGGGCCACAGCUGUGGGCUGGAGACAACCAGGGGCUGCUUUAUGUGUUUGAGAACUGCGCCGGCCACUUCCAUCACAUCAGGUCCUUUGAUGUGGGCCACAGGUCGCAGAUCACCGGGAUCCAGCACACGCUUGGGGCCCUGUACACCACAUCCACCGACAAGACUAUCCGGAUCCAGGUCCCCACCGACCCUCCGCGGACCAUCUGCACCCGAACUCACCACAACGUGCUGAACGGGAUCUGUGCCGAAGGAAAUAUGGUGGUGGCCGCUUCGGGGGGCCUGUCCCUGGAGGUCUGGAGGCUGAAGCCCUGAAGAGUUACAGGGCACGCCUUCCCACCCCUGCUGAGCUGUCCCGUUGGGCAGUAGGAGAGAGGAGUCCCCUCAGGCUCAUCUCGGGUGCUCCUGCCCUGUGUCUGGGCCCUGCGUCUCAGUGGUUGUGUUCGGGAGAGGCUCCCCUCCUCUCCCUUUCCCCCUCCUCUCCUCCCCCAGAUUUAUCUAUCUCCGUGGCACUGCAGAAGGCUCGGGCUUCCCUGUUCCCCUUGGGCCCCGGAGAGCUGAGAACGUCUCCCCCAGAGGCCGGGGCCGGAUCCCCAGAGAUGGUGCUGUGGCAUGGCCACGAAGAGCAGAGACCCCAGGGACCAGCUUCUGGCACCCGGUCAGAAAGCCAAGUGGCAGGAGAGGGGUGCCCAGACCUCUCCCCAUUCUUCCCAACGCGCUUGACCCCCCCCCCCCCCACCCCCAACUGUUAUUUAUUUCUUGGACAUUCCCUCCUUGCUGGGCAGCCACAGGUAAAGCUCUUCAAAUAAAGUGGAUGGAAGCA